This is a messenger RNA of Zea mays, 1458 nucleotides long. RefSeq lists its product as uncharacterized. Gene Ontology annotation, molecular function: clathrin binding; phospholipid binding. NCBI's taxonomy places the organism in Eukaryota, Viridiplantae, Streptophyta, Magnoliopsida, Poales, Poaceae. The record is from RefSeq and is marked validated. Gene Ontology annotation, cellular component: plasma membrane; endosome; clathrin vesicle coat. Gene Ontology annotation, biological process: endocytosis.
AAAGGGGAUCUCAGGGUCAGAGCGCAUCAGCACACAGACAGCGCGGUGCUCUCCAGUCCCCACCAAUUAAGCUCAGGGUCUAGUGAGCAGCCAGAGAGCCUCGUCCCGUUCCCACCCCCAUUGCUUGCUCUGACUGCUCCGCCGUGCGUGCGUCACCCGCGCUCGGGAGGUGAGUGGUUUGGUUGCGCAGCCAACUGCCGGCCCGGCACCGUACCGCUUGUUCGCUUCUGAGGUUGUGCGGAGUGGUUGCUGGCCUGGCCGUGGCCGGCAUACCGAUAAAGGCGAGAGACAAGGCGUUGUCUCACUCUCAUCCGUCGUCCGUCUCGUCUCGGCUUUCUCGCCUCCUCGGCGGCAGCGGUGUUCCACUCCCAUCGCGUCGGGACAUAGAAAGGGGGAGCGCGGGCGACACGCGAGCGUUAGUUGCCAUGGACGCGCCCUUCUUCCACGAGCUCAGGCGGCAGGCCUCCUCCUACCUCACCGGCAAGAUCCGCUCCGCGCGGCUGGCGCUCACCGACGUCACCCCGACGCAGCUCAUGACGGAGGAGGCGACGAACGGGGACGCGUCGCCGCCGAACGUCAAGACGAUGGGCCUCAUAGCCCGGCAGGCGUUCGAGGUCGACGAGUACGUCAGGAUCACGGACAUCCUGCACAGGCGCUUCGCGAGCUUCGACCCCAGGCAGGGGCAGGGGCAGUGGCAGUGGCGGGAGGCGUACAAGGCGCUGCUCCUCCUGGACCACCUCCUCACGCACGGGCCCCGCAGCGUCGCGGUCGAGUUCCAGAAGGACAGGGAGGCCAUCGAGCGGAUGGCCACCUUCCAACACAUCGACGAGAGAGGCUUCAACUGGGGACGGACGGUGACGAGCAAGUCGGAGCGCGUGCUCAAGCUGCUGGAGCGCGGCCCGUUCCUGGAGGAGGAGCGCGAGCGGGCACGCAAGAUCGCGCGCGAGAUCAAGGGCUUCGGCAGCUUCAACCUCAGCAGCGCCUCCCACGCCGCGCCACAGCCACCACCAGGUGACGAGGGAAGCCGCGGCUACGGCCGGAGCAACUCGCAGUUCGAGCAGCGGUGGAGGCACAAGGACGGCGACGACAGCGACAAGGAGAAUCUGAUCCAGAGCCCGGAGCCAGCACGGGUCGCGCGGGAAGUCGAGGCCGAGCCGGAGGAGCCGCACCACCACCCGUUCCACGGGCUCGGGCAAAAACAGCGGCCGGAGGCGAUGCUGCUCCUGAGCCAGUGACGGGAUCAGUCGGUUCGUGUCAUGGUGAUAUGAAAAAGAACCGUGUGCUCUGCUCGACUCAACUAGCUUUUCUCCAUUCCUCAAGGCUGCAGGGGUCGGAGGCAGUGAUGGGAUCAGUCAGUACUUUACUGACACUGCUUGGUGCACCAUGCAUGAGAACUUUGAUGUCUCAUGUAGUAGUCAUGUCUGCUUCGCCUUGUAAAUAAUUCUAUGCUUCAGUUCG